AUGGAUCGUGGCAAUUUCAUUUCGCGUGUUCGUGUCCGUGUCCGAGAUUACGGUUGGUGCCUUCUCGAACGAAGCUCCAUGAUCUUGGAACCUUUGGAACACCUCUUCCGACAAUAUGAAUCCGACCCGUUCCCCGCCCUUUCCGUUUUCCAAUUCUUUGGAAACGAAUGGAAAUCCUCUGAACAUGCAUUUGAGAUAUACUAUCAUAUGUUGAGCUUAUCGGUGGCCAUCACCCGGACGCUUGAUGAAGGGGAAUUCUCUCCUCGUCUUAUUACUCCCUUCAUCUCAGCAUCAGCCCAACAAAUUACCCAAUUGUCCAACAGCAAUGAGCCCACAUCACAUCGCGGAGGACAAGAACAAUCCCGUACGGUGAUUCCCACAAAAUCCAUCCGUCAUCAUGGCAACCGUCCGUUGCUGCAGUACUCGAUGUCUCUUCAGGCAAGUGAAGAGAGGCUGAGAAGCUACAAAUUGUUGCCACCCCAACAUUUGAAGCUGUUUCGAGGCUCCGAAAAGCUGCGCACUAGGCCGAUUUGGUUUUCAAGGUUUAAAGAAAAUGAUAAUUCAAAAUUACAGCGCUAUCCUCUGCUCUGUGACUUUGACGUAUACAAAUAUGGUCAAGAGAAACACCAUAACCUUGGUAAAGCAACUCACAGCCAAAGCAACAACAGACGGACGAUGGGGCAAUUCUGCUGCGCAAGGCAUGGUUUGAACCACGAGUACUUAGUUCGGAGGUGUGGAACAAAGGUCCUUGCGCAAACUAGAAAUUUCGAUGGUAGCUUGAAGUCAAGCAUGUUACCAGUCGGCAACCCUUCGCAAACAGGUGGGGAGUUUCGAGGCACGAUGUCUAAACUGUGGUUUUCAAAUUAA
This is a messenger RNA of Histoplasma capsulatum G186AR, 867 nucleotides long. RefSeq lists its product as uncharacterized. The coding region runs from base 1 to 867 and encodes 288 amino acids. The transcript is spliced from 5 exons. The record is from RefSeq and is a predicted model, not a curated record. Lineage: Eukaryota; Fungi; Ascomycota; Eurotiomycetes; Onygenales; Ajellomycetaceae.